GUUAAAAGCUAGCCUCGAGGCUGCUGCUUCCUUUUAUUCCCCGUAAAGUGUAAACCAAAUCUACAUAAAUAGGUGCCUCAUUCUCGUUCAAGACCAAAUUUCCAACACCACAUUUGUCAAUCUCAAUAUCUCCCUGUCAUAUAAGUUCUAAAGUGAGAUCUAAGAUUUCCUCAAAAAAGUACCUUUCCAAAUCCCGCUAUUGGACUCCCAUUAAUAUUAAGGACGGGGCAGAAUUUCAUCGUCAAAGCGAAGGGAAAAUCCUUAUUUCUUUUACAGACAUAUGCCUUUGAAUUAGCACAAUUAUUGGUAGCAUUAUAGCGCCAUUCACCAUGUCUUCAUUUGUCCCCGUUCCACGAAACUCCAAUAGAUACUCUGCAUCUUGGUUAUUCUCCGUCAACCCUCACCGCUAGAUCACGUUGUAUCUCUAACCAAAAACACAAUAACGGCUCCGUUAACGACGUCCAAUUCAAAAACAACGAAAUGAAAGACGACAAUAAAAUUUCCGACAUGAAGAAGAGACCAUCCUCAGAUUUGGAUGAUUCAGGGUGGUUGAAUAAUGCAUUUUUCAUGAGAUUGACAGCUAGGGAUGUAUUCAAUGUGGUGAAGUACCAUCCCAUCCCAUGCAUCUUCGCGACCUCGUUGUUCUUCUUCAUGGGGGUGGAAUACACGCUUCGUAUGGUCCCAUCUUCAUCCCCGCCUUUCGAUCUGGGAUUCAUCGCUACACGUCGCAUUCAUCGUUUGCUUGAUUCUAAACCUGCUCUCAAUACUCUUCUUGCUGGCCUUAACACGGUGUUCGUGGGUAUGCAAAUGGUGUAUAUAGUAUGGGCUUUCUUAAUUGAAGGGCGGCCACGAGCGACUAUUGCAACUCUGUUCAUGUUCACAUGCAGAGGCAUUCUUGGAUAUGCUACACAGCUGCCAUUACCAGAGGAUUUCUUGGGGUCAGGCGCUGAUUUUCCAGUAGGAAAUGUGUCGUUUUUCUUGUUCUAUUCGGGGCACGUUGCAGCAUCUGUGAUCGCGUCUCUGGAUAUGAAGCGUAUGCAGAGAUGGAAAUUGUCUUAUUUAUUUGACACCUUGAACGUAUUGCAAACGAUCAGAUUGCUGAGCACCAGAGGUCAUUACACUAUUGAUUUGGCUGUUGGAGUUGGUGCUGGAAUUUUAUUUGAUUCUUUUGCUGGAAAGUAUGAGGAGAAUAGAAAAAAGGAACUGCUUGCAGAUAGUCCUAAUGGCACCACUAAUGGUGCGUUUCAUAACUCAAAACUGCACGAAAAUGGUGAAUACUUAAGUGUUGCUUCAGAUUAAAAACUCUUGAAGCCACUAUGCUCAUUGAUUUCAUUUUUUCAACUGUAAAGAAAACUUUGACACAGUGUGUUAAUAGAUUUCAAUUUCACGAGUUAUCUGCACGUAUUGAUCAAAUGUCCUAGAAAAUAUUCAACUAUGAACACAGUGUGCAUAACAAGGGGCGUUUCAAAAGCAUAGUCAACCAAACAAGUUAUAGCAAAUUGAAAUCUGUAAGUCACAGAUUUUCUGCUAAAACAUUCUACAUCAAAGU
Lycium ferocissimum is the source of this 1549-nucleotide messenger RNA. Its product is annotated as phosphatidylcholine:diacylglycerol cholinephosphotransferase 1-like. Gene Ontology annotation, molecular function: diacylglycerol cholinephosphotransferase activity. Bases 481 to 1299 code for a protein of 272 amino acids. The transcript has 3 exons. NCBI's taxonomy places the organism in Eukaryota, Viridiplantae, Streptophyta, Magnoliopsida, Solanales, Solanaceae. The record is from RefSeq and is a predicted model, not a curated record.